UUCCUAGUUACAUCACUGAUGUAAACACGAUACGUGGUAAGGACUUUUCGAUGUCACUGAACAAUUACACGAUUCGAAGCCGAUUCAGUUGUUGAUUUUCUUCAGAAUCGAUCAGUCUUUUAUUCAUAAUGAACGCGGUAUCUUUCGCAGAGGAGUUUACAAAUUUAAUUUUUCGAUGGACCAAACCAGGAGAAGGCGGUGAUGGUCCACCACUGACUAAUCAACAGCUAUUAAACGCAAUUCGAGAUGUAGUUCAAAUACUGUUAGGAGUAUCUCUACAAGUGCCCGAUUAUUCAUCGGUGAGAACACCAGGUACAGGAAUCACCAUUUGCACUCCAAAUGCUCCCACUGUACCAAGAUUAACUAUGGACUCAAACAAUACAUCUCUGGCAAGAUUUAGAUCCCUGGAUACUUUAACUUUUUGUAAUGCUGUUAACAUUUCUAAUAAUGAUACAUUGAUUUCGAAAAGUCAAGAGAAGAUAGAAACAUUGAAUGGUGAUCAAGCUGAAAGUACUCCCGAACAGAAGAAGUUUAUAUCACGGUCAAGUCCAGCCAUUCACGUGAACUCUGUAGCCAGAUCCGACACGUUUAUUCGCGAGGAAGAAGAAAAGGCUGGUGGUAUGAAUAAAAAGAAAAGAGAAGCUGAAGAGAAAGAUCAAAUAUCCUUGGAUCCAGAGAAAAUGAAAAGCAAUUCCUUCUUGAAGAAAAUCGCGGAGCUUCGGGAAUGCGCUUACGAUGUCAUAUCGAAGAUUGAUCAAGUGAAGAAGGAUAUCUACCCUGAAACGACGAAACCCAUUCGUCGUCUCUCCUCGAUCGGCACUUAUUCCGGAUCGAAUCGUACCUCGACGUUGAUGAGACCGACUCAAGCACCGAAGCUUCGAAGAUCAACGUCAGCCUUUCCAGGAACACCCACAUCUUCGAAAUUGAACACGACGAUCACUGCGGGCAAAGACGAGGCCACGGCGAAACGUAAAAGUAUGGCGACAUCGAAAAUCUCGCCUACGAUUUGUACUCCAUCGAUGUCGAUUAAGAAAAUAUCACCGUUAUCAAGCAGUAAGCCCGCGAAAAAUCCGAAAUACGCCCACGUGCAGAGCACGAUAUCGAAAACUUUGGUUAACAAACGAAAAACUUAAUCGCAACAAGAAAAAUUCGCAGAAAUCUGAAACAAAAGAGUCGCAGAAAUUUUUUUUAACUAGAGUGAAUUUGUUGUUGGUAAUAUUAAAUAUUUUUUAAUGAAUUUGUUAUUAGGUCGCUAAUUAAUAUUUAUUUAUGAAAAUCAUGUUAUAAUUUUCUUAUAAAAUUCUUUAUGUGAGGGGAUGAUAAUUAAUUCCAUCAAUUUCAUCAAAUUGGGUAGCCAAACAAAAUUUUGAUGAAACAUGAUUUAGUCGAAUUGUAAUUUAACAAAAAAAUAAAAUUUUGAUGAAACAC
Molecule: messenger RNA, 1428 nt
Organism: Osmia bicornis bicornis
Lineage: Eukaryota; Metazoa; Arthropoda; Insecta; Hymenoptera; Megachilidae
Exons: 5
Coding region: 129-1133 (334 amino acids)
Source: RefSeq, a predicted model, not a curated record